Megalobrama amblycephala (Wuchang bream) is the source of this 2044-nucleotide messenger RNA. RefSeq names its product heparan sulfate (glucosamine) 3-O-sulfotransferase 3-like (gene hs3st3l). The transcript has 2 exons. The record is from RefSeq and is a predicted model, not a curated record. NCBI's taxonomy places the organism in Eukaryota, Metazoa, Chordata, Actinopteri, Cypriniformes, Xenocyprididae. Bases 445 to 1467 code for a protein of 340 amino acids. Gene Ontology annotation, molecular function: [heparan sulfate]-glucosamine 3-sulfotransferase activity.
AUGGCCAAAAAUGAUGCAUGGCAUUUUUCACCCCGCCAACAGCUCCAGCUCAUCUUAUGUAUCAUCAGAGCAGCAUUAAACCCGCCUUCAUCCUUCAGCCUCCAAUCAAAGACAGCUGAAGCUCCGCGCGCACUUUCAUGAAUGAAUGAGAGCAGCUUCAGAGCAGCGAUCCUCCCGGGACAGUCGCGUCCACGCGCUCCUGCACGGAUAUUACAACCUCUGUUUUCUACUGUCCGCGUCAAGCAUGGAAAUACGAGUCUCUCUGUGACACAAUGAAACUCCGCACAGCGUAUUCACUCAAGGAAUGAGAACCGGGACGCGCGAUGUCUUCGGCACCGCUGUGGGACGCGCGCGCUGUCAUUCGCCCGUGUGGCUUCCAGCUGGUCAAAGUGAAACGAAUAAAGUCCUGAAGAGAAUGGCCGUCCACAGAGCGUCCUCAAAGGGAUGGCAACUUUUACCAGCGCGCCCCUGGACCUGCGGAGACUCUUGCAAAAACUAGCCGUCAUGUUUUCCUUCAGCAUCGUAUGCGUCUCGAUCCUCUACCUUCUGCUGGGACGCUGCGAGUCGGACUCGGCGGACAGGUCACUGAACUCACCGAUGGGAUGGUAUAAUAAUAAGACCGUGCUAACUGCGCCUGACUCUCUGGGAGAAGAUAGCGUGGAUGCCAACAGCUCAGGGAAAGACUGGACCGCGACCCGGCGACUCCCGCACGCGCUUAUCAUCGGAGUAAAGAAGGGAGGCACGCGCGCGCUCUUGGAGUUUCUGCGGCUUCAUCCGGACAUCCGCGCUCUCGGGUCAGAACCGCAUUUCUUUGACAGGCACUACGCGCGUGGACUCAGCUGGUACAGGAGCAUGAUGCCCAAAGCCCUUAACGGGCAAAUCGUGAUGGAGAAGACGCCCAGAUACUUCGUCACCCCAGAGACGCCGAGCCGCAUCCACGCCAUGUCGCGGGACAUCAAGCUGAUCGUGGUGGUGCGAGACCCCAUCACCCGCGCCAUUUCAGACUACACCCAGAUCAUCUCAAAGACCCCUGACAUUCCCAGCUUCGAGAGCCUGACGUUCAAGAACCGAUCGGCGGGACAGAUCGACUCGCUCUGGAGCCCGCUGUACAUCGGCCUGUACGCCAGGCACCUGGAGCGAUGGCUGGCCUACUUCCCGCUCUCGCAGAUCCAUUUUGUCCAUGGAGAGAGACUGAUCAGCGACCCGGCGGGUGAGUUGGGUCGCGUGCAGGACUUCCUCGGCCUGCAGAGGAUCAUCACAGAUAAACACUUCUACUUCAACAAGACUAAGGGCUUCCCUUGCCUCAAAAAGCCAGAAGGCAGUAGCAAACCCCACUGUCUGGGCAAAACCAAAGGCAGAACGCAUCCUAAAAUCGACCCAGAGGUCAUUCAGAAACUGAGGGAAUUCUACCAGCCACACAACCUGAAGUUCUACCAAAUGGCAGGCAUGAACUUCGGAUGGCAAUGAACUUUCGCGGACAUCUGUGUGCCUAUUUGGUCAAUGUUGGCAGGCGAAUCGUGAUCGAAGCGAAACACGAUAUCUUAGGUUUGUCGAUGGCUCCAUAGCUGUUCAAAUCAAUGCGUCUGCCAGAUCCAGUAAACAGAGACCUGAGCACUUCGGGUCAGAAUAGUCUUUCAUACCGUCCGUCGGUGUGGCUCAGUUUGAGAGAACUGAUAGCAAUGACCUUAAAUCAUUGGUUGAAGUAGCACUUUUCUGCUCUUGCCAUUUUGAUGUCUUUUUUAUGUUGCCGAGUCAAACAACAGCUUCAAUCAUGUUUGAUCGAUCAUCCAUAUCAAAAAGAGUUAACUGUGUAGCAUUAGACAUGAUUUGUCAUUGUUGGAGUAUUUACACUGAACAGAUUGUAGCACAUCUGUGUAAAGGCUGGUCUACAAUCACAUUCUGUAUCCGAUGGAUCAGAUAAUUGGUUCAAAUGUAGACAAUAUGCAGAUGAGGCCAGUCCUUUUGAAUUUUCCCUCUGCAUGCAUGAUUUUGCACUAGUCUGAAAUGCAGCCCACUAGAAAUCAAAUAAACUGUUUUGAGUUCC